Messenger RNA from Cryptococcus amylolentus CBS 6039, 1557 nucleotides. RefSeq lists its product as hypothetical. NCBI's taxonomy places the organism in Eukaryota, Fungi, Basidiomycota, Tremellomycetes, Tremellales, Cryptococcaceae. The transcript has 2 exons. Bases 146 to 1519 code for a protein of 457 amino acids. The record is from RefSeq and is a predicted model, not a curated record.
UCUGCUUCGAUUCUUCUUCUCAUUGAAGCAGACUCGCUUUGGGCAUAACUGUGAGGUAAGCGUCUGACCUGUUGGCUUUCUGAAAAGCUGGCUGUCCUUACGGUAUUACUCACGCUACCCUGCAGGCAUCAGCAAAGACAAGAUCAUGCUGUGCUCCUGCAUCGACACCCCCAUCAUCUCGGGAGAUAUCACGAGCCUCUCCCGAUUCCCACCCGAAGUAAAAAGUCAUAUCUUUGCUUGUCUCAUGGCCGACCUCUGCCAAUCUCACUUCGCAAAACUCAUCCACCUCAGCCGAACCAUCUACCUCCACAAUGUCAGCGCCCUGUACGACGAAGUGAUCCUCAGCGAUGAGAACGUUUACGGGUUCUUCGAAGGGCUAUACGACUUCCGUCCCUACACCCCGGUUAUCCCGAAAAAAUGCGAUAUCAUCACGAGUGCUUCAUACCCUGUCCCGCACAAACUCCGUCUCAUACAAGGUUGCCGCGCCUUCUACAUCGAAUCGGGGAGUACUCUUUCUUGUGUAUUGAACGACAUCAAAAGAGAGUGGCGCGACUCGGCACCUUGGAUGGAUGAGGCGAGACUGGGCCUUGCUCAUGCUUCAUUGCCGACCCUGUCUAUUCGUCCCGAGAUGAGACCUCCCCACAGGCUCUUCGCCGGUACCGAAAAAUUAUCUCUCAGUGCCGCUACCACGUCGAGCAUCUUGGAGGAUGGGGACCUUUGGAUUUCACGGUUCAAUUCGGGGAGCAUAUAUAACGGCUGGUGGGACGACGGCACCUCAAGAUCGUAUCCUCGUAUCACUCUCGACCUCCCCCCCGGCAUAACCUUCCCACCCUCUCCCGAACAUAUGUUACUGUUCAGCUCUCUUUUCCGUGCCAGGUCUGAUAUAUCGAACGUCACUCUACUCAACGUCGAGCUGGGAGAUCGGACAUGGGAUGGAUGGGAGACUGCUGUUCAUCAUUUGGAGUGUGUUCUACCAUCAGGCAGCGACAUGAGCGAGGAAGAGAGGAUAGGAAAAGUGGUAAAGUUCUAUGAGGCGUUCCGUGAUGGUUAUUACGAAGACUAUACCUUUGUUUCCGUCCCACCCCGAUACAUAUCAAUUGAGAAUCUAGCUGGCCUACCCAGACGAGCCACCAAACAUAACCCCUCCUCACCAGCACAACAUACUCCAGUAGAAAGACAAAACCAGUCUAUUAUCGACAGAACGCAUGCUGCUAUCCUCGAUGCCUUCCCUUCUUACGACCGAAAAGACAGUAAUUUCAGACUCGGUCAGAUAAGCCUCGAGCCAGAGUUUAAUCACAGUCCCACCCUUGGUAAAGACGUGAAAAAGAGCAUCAAGUGGUUAGAAACGGAGAGAGAAUUCGUGUCGGAGGCCUAUAUUGAAAAGAAACGACGGCUAGAGCUGAACCCGAUGUUAUGGGCAUGCGAGGAUUACAGUGAGGUCGAAAAGGGGCUUGCAAAGAUUCCGAUGAUGGAAAAGCGAAUGGUAGUGGAGAAGGUGUGUCCGUGGACGAGCGUAUAGACCGAAGAACGCAAGAUGUAUGCCGCUUGUCCUGAGAU